AUGCUCCCAAAAGCGAUGCAGGCUGCUUUGAAAGCAAUGGAGACCCGCCUUGAAGCCCGCUUUGAUGCCCGUUUUGAAGCCCUAGAGGCUAUUGUUGGACAUAGCAACGAAUUGAAUUGGCGUGCGCAUGACAAGCUUACCGCAACGCUUGAUAUGCUUGUGAAACGCGUGAACUACAUUGCUGCGGAGCACAGUGUGCUCCUCGGCAAAGUCGAGCAACUUGGCGCUGCUGUCCUCGACAGCCAGCGUUUAAUCCAUGCAUGCUCGAUGGGAGCUGUGGGGAGUUUGCUACUGUGUUCACAAAAGAGCCUGGCCCAUUUCCUUCAACGCUUUAAGUCAGAAAAAGAAUGUCUUCAGAAAACGGUACGCUUGUGUUCAAAUUCAUUUCUAACCGGUUACUUACAGGUCGAUGGCUUGUUGAAGAUAGGCGGACGUAAUGUAAAGGACAUUAUAAGUCACUUUAAGUCACUUUAUUAA
Dibothriocephalus latus is the source of this 477-nucleotide messenger RNA. NCBI's taxonomy places the organism in Eukaryota, Metazoa, Platyhelminthes, Cestoda, Diphyllobothriidea, Diphyllobothriidae. The record is from the annotation of a GenBank genome assembly.